UUCAGGGCGGGGGGUGUGAAAGAGGAGCAGGAGGCAGGAGCGGUGGGCACAGGGUGUGGCCUGCCAUGGGGCCCCUGUUCUCCGGCGCCGCUGGGCGUGAACUGCGGUGGAGGCCUGCGGACUGGCGCGGGCGGGGCGGGGCACCGCUGCGGGGCCCCGGAGAGGAGCUGGGCGUGGGCACGCGGCGGGGCCGGCCGGGUGCGGGCGCACGCGGUGAGCAGGUAGAGGACGGUCUGCGUUCCGGGCCAGGCGUCGGGAGCGCUGUUUGGAGAGGCGGGCCAGCUCAGCGGGCUGGCAGUCUGAAGCCAUGGGUGACUGGAGCCUUCUGGGGAGACUGUUGGAUACAGCACAGGAGCACUCCACGGUUAUAGGAAAGGUCUGGCUGACGGUUCUGUUCAUCUUCCGAAUCCUGGUGCUGGGGGCUGGGGUGGAGGAGGUGUGGGGAGAUGAGCAGUCAGACUUCACCUGCAACACCCAGCAGCCGGGCUGUGAGAACGUGUGCUACGACAAAGCCUUCCCCAUCUCCCACACCCGCUUCUGGGUGCUGCAGAUCAUCUUCGUGUCCACGCCCACCCUCAUCUACCUGGGGCACGUGCUGCACAUCAUGCGCAUGGAAGAGAAGAAGAGAGGCAGGGAGGAAGAGAAGUUGAAAGGGGACAACCUAUAUCUUAGACCCGAUGGGCAGUGUGGGUCCAGCAACCACAGCCAGAAGGACAAACUCAUUCUGCGGGAUGACUGGGGAAAGGUCCAAAUCGCUGGGGCCCUGCUCCGGACCUACAUAUUCAACAUCAUCUUUAAGACGCUGUUUGAAGUGGGCUUUAUCGCUGGACAGUACUAUCUGUAUGGCUUUGAGCUAAAGCCACUCUACCACUGUGACCGGUGGCCCUGCCCUAACGUGGUGGACUGCUUCAUCUCCAGGCCCACAGAGAAGACCAUCUUCAUCAUCUUCAUGCUGGCCAUCGCCUGCCUGUCCCUCUUACUCAACGUGCUGGAGAUAUACCACCUGGGCUGGAAGAAGCUUAAACAGGGCAUGACCAACCAUGAUGGCCCAGACACUGCUGCAUCCAGGGUGGGGGCCAUCAUAUCUGGGGAUGUGCCCCCACUCCCCUCCCACUAGGCCACAGACACUAGUACUAUGGGGCGCCCUUCUACUACACGCACUCUGUCUCUUCCCUGGGAUGGGCAACCAUCAUCAUUCCAGGGCCCCUCCAGCAGCAUCAGCCUUCAACAUGGCAGCUCUUUCCCAGGCACAAGGGAAGGGCCACCCUGACAAAUUCUACAAUAGUAAUCACCACUGGCAACGACAGGCAGAGUUGGGCCAACCAGGAGCCUGGGCAGCAGAUUCUGUGAGGAAGGUCUCCCCGCCUGUGUCCACAUCCUCCUCCUUAACCCCUCCAGGCAGCCCCCUGCAAUCCCCUCAGGAGGGCAGAGAAGGCAGCAAAGAAUCUGUCGUGUGGAGAAUGGGGACAGCAGCAUCCGGGGAGAGAGCAGAUUGGCAGUGACUCCUGUUGAGCGGCAGCGGGCAGUGACCCCGCUGUGGAGGUGCACAUGCCGCCUGUGCUCCCCACAGACCCAGACGGUCAAGCAAGGCCAGUAAGGCCAGCAACACUCAGGCCAGACCCAGUGACUUGGCCAUGUAGUGGUGGCCUCCCCAGGUAGCUUUAUAAUGACCACCUUUCUAGCAUCAAAACCAAAGUGCACUUCAAGCGAGCAGCUAGAGAGCCAGGGUGACAGAGAGCACUGGAGUGGGGGAGAAGACCACCGAGAGGUCAGGUUCGGUGUCGGUGCUUGCUGUCCUUAGCGCUGGAGGUGGAGUGGGGAGGGUGACUAUGCUGUCUACGGGGGAUGGGGCAAAGUGGCCAGUGCCCUUUACAGAUAUUCAUGGUACCCAAGAGCCCUGAGCAAGGAGACCUUCUCAGGGGUUUCUGUCUCUGAGGCGGACUGCUCUGCGAUGACAGAGGCAGGUGUCUGCAGUCACUUCAGUUUGAGGCCAUUGGGUUUUCUGUCCUGAGCUCUCCGGAGCCUCUGGGCAGCACAGAAGACCUCAACGGUGCUUAAGUAUCUGUCUGAUACUUUUAACUCAGAGUUGAAGUUCAUUUCAGAUAUUUGCCAAACUGCACUAAAAGGAGACUGGAGCAAGCCUAUGUAGUGUCAUUUGAGAUUCUGAAAUUGCAUGUGAAGCCCAGGAUAUCCAAGUGCAGGCUUCAUGACAAGUAACAACGAACUGUUCCCCCAGAGUCUGUGGGUGAUGGCACCGAGGUGGCUGGGAAGAAAGCAGGCGGAAUGCAGCCACACUUGAGAUCACUUAACAACUGAGGAAAUGGAAACAGUAAUGUGGCAGGCACUCCUUUGUGCGGUUGCUUUAUUUUUUUAUUUGUUGUUGUUGUUAUUUUUUGCUUUGAAUUGUAUGGAUAUGUCUAUUUAUCCCCUUUCUUUUUUUCUAAAAAAAUAUAAGAAAUGUAUUACUAUUACAGGAAUACUGACAGAAAUAAUGAUUAUUUGUCCCUUUUCCCGUCAGUAAAGAUUUGAAAUUCCUUUUAAAAUAAAUGCUUUGACUUCAUAAAUCAGUUCAUUACUAUGAGAAGGUAAAAAACGAAAUAAAAGCAGGGAAAAACUUGAGUGCCUUUAAAUACUUGAAGUUCUAAAGUGGGAGGUUAAAAGUAACUGCUGCUGCUAGGAAGUUAUUUUUACAGGUGAAUGAAUAAA
Molecule: messenger RNA, 2706 nt
Organism: Pipistrellus kuhlii (Kuhl's pipistrelle)
Lineage: Eukaryota; Metazoa; Chordata; Mammalia; Chiroptera; Vespertilionidae
Product: gap junction alpha-3 protein
Exons: 2
Coding region: 308-1117 (269 amino acids)
Biological process (GO): cell communication
Cellular component (GO): connexin complex
Source: RefSeq, a predicted model, not a curated record